AUGUUUCUCUAUUUAUUUUACUUCUUUGUAACUGGACUUGGAAUAAAAGAAAUAUAUAUUAAUUAGGAUUACUUUUAUCAAGGAAAAUUUUACAAUUUGGAGGAUUCUGAAUACAGCGUGGUGUAAGAGGUAGAACAAGGAACUCUGUUAUUUCAAAUUACAAAACCUGACUGUUAGAAAUAUCUUUAGAUAGAAUUAAUAUUCACAACACCAACUGAUGGUGAUGUCAAUUCGUAGUUUACAAUUAAUCAAAACAGUCCUCCUUCGGUUUUAGGCAACAAAAGUUUAAAUGCUACAUAUACUGAUAUGAAUGGUGAUUAUCUCCACAAAAGCUAUCAAAACAUAGUCAUACCCCCACUUUCCUAUAAAUAAGGUGAUAAAUUUUACAUCACAAAUUUAAUAAGGGAAGAAGGGAAAACUUAUUCAUAUAAGAUAAGAAUAUCACAAAGCAAUGAUGUUCCUUGUCCUAACAAAUGCACAUCAGAUUCUUUAGGCUCUUGUUAAUUUGGCUCAUGUUCAUGUAAAUUAAAUAGAGUCGAUUUGGAUUGUUCCAAGAUGGCUACUCCCAUCUUGGUAGACAAUAAAAUGGAAAAUGUGACAAUAAGUGGAACACAGUAUUUCUAUUUUCAACAAAAGACUUAGUUAGAAACUAUUUAAUUAGAUUUAGAAUUCAAAAAUGUACUGUUUUCUUAACAUUCUUCAAUCUUUGUAUAUAUAAUGUUUGAAAAUUUUGUCUAUGGAGUUGCUACCUCCUAAUUUAAUAAUUACACCUACUCCCUUUCUCAAGAUUCUACAACCUUAACAAUAUCAGACAUUAUACCUGUUAAACAAUUAAAUCAUAACUAAGAUUUAUAGAGGUUUAAUCGCCUUUUAUUAACAUUUGUUGUUCCUGGUACAAGUGAUCUUAACAUUAAUAUCAGCCUCCCAUCUCCAGACGCUGGAGCGAAUAUAAAUUAGAUUCUUAUUUACCUCUUGGUAUCUCUAGCUGCCAUCUUAGUGCUUACAUGGAUUAUAAUUACUCUGAUCAGAUGUAGAAGAAAUAAUAGAACUAGAAUAUUUCCAUUUCCACAAUAAGCACCUCUGGAGAUAUAAAAAUAGUAAAUCAAUUUAGAAUAAUUUGAUUAUUAUAUGGUUAAAAUUCCCUGGUCUUAGUUAGAUCAUCACCCAUUUAUUAUAGAAAAGAAGAUUGACUAUAACUAAUUUGAAGGUUGUAGUAUUUGCUUAAGUGAAUAUGGUAAAGAUUCAGUAUGUAGAGUUACACCUUGUAUACAUGUAUUUCAUGCUGACUGUUUAUUAGAAUGGUUGAAAAAUUAAAAAAUAAAUCCAUCGUGUCCAAUGUGUAGAGAUGAAUUUACAGAAUAGAAAUUAGAAGAAUUUGCAUAGUAAAUGAAUGACUACAAAAAAGCCUAAUAAUAAAAAAAAAAAAGUAUUGUCAGAUAUUAAAAUGAAAAUUCUUUAUUGAUGAUAUAAGAUGGAAUUUAACCGUUGUCUUAAUGA
Messenger RNA from Paramecium tetraurelia, 1497 nucleotides. RefSeq lists its product as uncharacterized. The record is from RefSeq and is a predicted model, not a curated record. The transcript is spliced from 3 exons. NCBI's taxonomy places the organism in Eukaryota, Ciliophora, Oligohymenophorea, Peniculida, Parameciidae.